Molecule: messenger RNA, 1062 nt
Organism: Caenorhabditis angaria
Lineage: Eukaryota; Metazoa; Nematoda; Chromadorea; Rhabditida; Rhabditidae
Source: the annotation of a GenBank genome assembly
AUGAAACUGAUCUAUUCUUAUAUGGAAAAUGUUGAAAAAAUGUAUGGAAGUGUGCAAAAAACGAAACCAGCUGAGCAACAAACAUAUUUAGAACUUGUUCGAAAUUUGUUGAAAAUGAAUGCUGAAGAAACAUUUUUGAGAAUUGCGAAAAAAGCAGAUAUAACACUUCUGGCGGGCCCACUCAUUGCGAAUGCAUAUUUUCAUUAUGCUUCUCAUAGAACUUGUGAGUUGUUUUCUUGGAAAAGCUUUUGUUGUCAACUCUCAGAGUUCAUACUAAAACUUCGAGGUUUCCAGCUUUCGGGCUGGUUUGGAUGAAAUAUCCAAAAAUAGAUAUGGAUUUACCGAACUGGAAUACAAUCGCAGAUUUUUCAUAUAUUCUGGGACAUGAAAUGGGACAUUCUUUUGAUGCGAAUAGCUUCGAAACAAAUGAACUUUUCGGAAAACAUCCUCUAAGUCCAAAAACUCGAGAAGAAUUCAAAAAACGAGUUGAUUGCAUCAUUGAAAAAUACAGUAAAUAUAAAUUUUCCGAUGGAACAUUUUCGAAUGGAGAAAAGACUAAAGGAGAAGAUACAGCUGAUAAAAUAGGAUUUGAUUUGGCCAUAAGAUUAUUUAAGAAAUUGUUAGAUGAUAGAAGACAACAAAAAUUACCGGUUAUUGAUCAAUAUACAGUCGAACAACAAUUUUAUUUGAGAAUGGCUUAUGUGGGUUUUUUUUAAAGAAAGAGGCGCUUUCAAAAAGUAACGGCUUGUGAGCUGAUCUGACAAGCGAUCACGCAGCACCCACACCUUGAGAACUAUAUUAUCAGAUUUAUAGCUAGAUCCCAAAAGUUAGCCUUUAAAUUUAAAGUUUAAAAUCAAUUUUUUUCGAAAAAAUAUAAUUUUUUAGAGCCAAUGUGGUAGAAAAUACGAUAAGUCAGAUAUCGAAAGCGCAAAAAACGACACCCAUAGUAUUUAUGAAUUUCGAGUCAAUGGAAUGGUGUCGAAUUCGGAUGAUUUCGCAAAAGCUUUUGGAUGCGCUAAAAAUACACCAAUGAAUCCCGAAAAGAAAUGCCCAUUGUACUAA